Molecule: messenger RNA, 1671 nt
Organism: Gossypium arboreum
Lineage: Eukaryota; Viridiplantae; Streptophyta; Magnoliopsida; Malvales; Malvaceae
Product: phosphoribosylaminoimidazole carboxylase, chloroplastic
Exons: 9
Biological process (GO): 'de novo' IMP biosynthetic process
Source: RefSeq, a predicted model, not a curated record
AUUCACAAGUAAGACAUUCACGUUCCUUACUAGAAUUCCAUUUAUUGUAAAUUAGAAUUAUGUGAUAAUAUUUACAUACGACUUGCGAGGAGCUCUCUAAAUCUACUAUGAUUGUAAAUUUGUGGGCUCUUAUAGGGAAAACAUAUGUCACAUUGUUAAGGCACCUGCUGACGUGCCAUGGAGGAUCAGAAAACUUGCAAAUGAUGUUGCAUAUAAAGCUAUAAGUUCAUUAGAAGGUGCUGGUGUCUUUGCAGUGGAGUUGUUUUUGACGAGGGAUGGUCAGAUUCUACUAAAUGAAGUAGCUCCAAGACCUCAUAAUAGUGGUCAUCACACUAUUGAGUCCUGCUAUACAUCACAGUUUGAACAGCAUUUGGGGGCUGUUGUUGGUCUUCCUCUCGGUGAUCCAUCCAUGAAAACUCCAGCUGCUAUCAUGUACAAUCUACUGAGUGAGGAUGAAGGGGAGCCAGGUUUCAAAGUGGCACAUCAACUAAUAGCAAGGGCACUGGAGAUUCCAGGAGCUACUGCUCAUUGGUAUGAUAAGCCAGAAAUGCGAAGGCAAAGGAAGAUGGGUCAUAUAACUCUUGUUGGCCCUUCUGUUGGUGUUUUAGAAGCACGGCUGAAAUCAAUGCUGAGGGAAGAAGGUUAUGAAAAUCCGAAUGAAGGUUGAAUUAGAACUGUGCGGACAUAACUGAAAUUGAACCACGUGGAGAAUUGAAACCACCGUUGGUUGGCUUUACUGACAUUUUGGAUCCUUUUUGUUGCUAAAUGCACUUGCACGACGUGUUGGGAUUGUAAUGGGUUCGGAUUCAGAUCUUCCAGUUAUGAAGGAUGCAGCUAGAAUCUUAAAUAUGUUUGGUGUGUCUACUGAGGUUCGGAUAGUCUCAGCACACCGGACCUCUGAACUGAUGAACUCUUAUGCCUCCUCUGCUCGGGAGUGAGGCAUUCAGGUUAUCAUUGCUGGCGCUGGUGGUGCAGCUCACUUACCAGGUAUGGUAGCUUCACUUACACCUUUACCUGUUAUCGGUCUCCCUGUCCGUGCUUCUACAUUGGACGGAAUCGAUUCACUCUUGUCAAUCGUGCAGAUGCCAAGGGGUGUUCCUGUUGCAACGGUUGCAGUAAACAACGCUACAAACACAGGAUUGCUGGCAGUAAGGAUGUUGGGAGUUGGUGAUGCUGAUCUAUUGGCGAGAAUGAAUCAGUAUCAAGAAGACACAAGGGACCAUGUCUUGACAAAAGCUGAGAAGCUACGGAAGGAUGGUUGGGAAGUUUAUUUAAAUCAGUAAGAGUAACGGCUUACUAGAAUUUCUGCUGGGAAUUCACACCAUAAACAAUGAGAUCAAAUAACAACCCUGUCAUGAUCUUUAGCUAAUUUACUAAUGGACUGAGACACCAUAGCUACUACAACCUGUCCAAAACUGGCAUUGGUUCAGUUGGAAAAUAACAACAAUGCAAGGGAAGAAUUGAUGGGAAGAACAGGUGAAAGGGGCAAUGCACAAACCUUUUUUUGCUGUAAGAUCAUUCUUUUCUUGUCUCUCAUUUUGAGUUUAAUAGCUUGAAUUCAUCUAUAUUUUUGUUGAAGUGCAGUAACUUAUUAUUUGUUAAUGGAGAUUUAUUUCAUGUUCAAGACACUGGUUUGUACUGAUUUAUGAACUGCAUUUUGAAGCAAUCAAA